AUGAUUGUUCAAAGUAAUGCAUGGAUUGAGAAUCAGGCAUUGGACAUCCAUGUCGUUCCAUUUGUAUUGAUGGAUGCAUCAGCCCAUCUUCAACAUAAUAAUGAAUUGAGGAUAUCCAACGCCAUGAGUUUGAUCAUGGAGGGCACUGCAAGGAAGAUAAUCAUUCCAGAUUUACUCAACUAUAGAAUAUGGUGGGACAAACAAGACCAAGAUACCAAGGACAAGAUUGGUGCUUUGGUAAAGAGUGGCAACAUCGAAUUCGUCAACGGCGCACCUGUGAUGAUGGAUGAGACAUUGGUCGAUUUCAAGGACUAUGUCACCCAGCUCAGCCAAGGUAUCCACUGGCUAAACGUCACUUUUGGUGUGGCACCAAUCAAUGCAUUCAAUCCAUCGGCACAUGGCCACACUGAAGCCAUCGCCUCAUUGAUGGCCGCAGCCGGCAUCAAGAAUGUGGUGGUGAGCCGCAUCAACUCUGAUAUGAAGGACCACAUGUUCUCCAACGGCCAUCUCGAGUUCCUCUGGAAGGAGUCGUCCGCCAGUCCAUCACCCUUUGAGCUCUUUGUCCACGUGACGCCCAACGACGAGAUUGGCAUAGCCAACUUCUGCAGCCUCGACCCGCAAGAGUGCCAAGCCUUUGAGUUUGUCAACUGGACCACCUCGGACCAGGAGUUGACCGCUAUCUACCCAGCCCUGCUGGACCAAUACCAGAAGAAGGCGCUAAGGUUCCGAUCCAACCAGCUGUUGGUGCCAUUCGGCAACUCAGAUCUGUUCCUCGACAUGAACUACACGCGUAGAUUGUUCAGCAACUAUGAGACAAUGUUUGUGGACAUCAAUCAACAUGACAACGAGGCCAACAAGAUCUCAAACAUACAAUGGAGUACACUUGCCGACUACUUCCAAGGUAUCAAGAACUCUCCAUAUUCACUAACCGUCGCUCCUGUCAUGCACUAUGGUGAGAAGAUCAGCCAGGACCAGAGUGUGCCAGGCAUGCCCGCCAAGCCCGACUCCCAAGAGUACUCUGACUUCCGCGGGGACCUCAGCUCCAUCUCCAACGAUGAGUCCACUCACUACUCCAUCCUCCAUGAACAUAGACUACAAAUGGAGACUGUUUCCAACUUGUUGAGAACUGUUGAGAACAUGUACUCGAUGGUCAAGAGGGAUGAAUCCACGUCAAAGAGUGAGAUGGACAUUAUCCAGUCAUGUCGCAAUGUUAUACAUUUCGGCCAGAGAGCAGAGUCGUAUGUUGGACAACUCCCCAGUGUGCACUAUGAGUGGCUCCAAGAGGCCUUGAACCAAUGCUCGGCAAAACUUCGCCCACUCCUGUCCGAGUUGACUGUUCGUUCAUUCGAGUGUAAUGCUGAAGAUGACACCCCACUGUCCAUCACACUCGUCGGUGAGGUAUCAUCUCUGAGUCCUCAGUUCAUUCAAUUGGCCACUCAGAAGCGCCAGACUGUGUUCUUCUACAACCCCUCCGAUAAGAUCAAGGAGGAGGUUGUGCGACUGCUGGUUGACACGCCCAGUGUAUUGGUAGUGAACAACAAGAACACACCAAUAAUGGCACAGCUGAACCCUGUGUGGGCAGACGACAACACAUCCGCGGUGGCCGUGCCCAUCGACUCACACUUUGAGGUCUGCUUCAUGGUUCAGGUCGAGCCACUGUCCGUCACCUCCUACACCCUGUCCUUGUACAUGGAGGGCCAGGAGCAGCCGCCCACUACCGUUCCCGCCACCGUCACCAUCAUGAGCCCCGAGUAUAUCGAGAUUGAGUGGGACAUUGCGCCAUUCUCAAUCUCCCAAGCCAAGCUUGGCAGCCAAAGCAUCGUAGUCAAGAACUCAAUGUUCUCCGCACAGCUCAGCCACGAGACUGGACACAUCCAGAAGUUGUUUGUGCAACAAGGCAAGCAGUCCGAGGAAGUAUUCCUUGAGAAUCAAGAGAUGGUGUACCAACACGCCAAGGUUGAGUCCUCCAUGGAGGUGUCUGAUCAGGUCAAGUCCGAGGGCAUGCUCCGAACAAUCAGGUCACCACCAUCAUCCAUUCGCCACAUUCAAGGCGCGAUUAUCGAUGAGGUCGUGGUGUUCAAGAAGCAAUUGGAAGGAAGUCCAUUCCACAAGCAGCGCAUCAUGUUGACAGAGGGCGAGAGUGCCAAUGUGAUCUUGCUCGAAUCCACCAUGCAGUAUGCCGAGGAACAAGCAGCAAUCGACCCCAUAGUCAGGAUCUUGGUUGGUGGCGAGGGUGUCGGCGAUCUUGAUCGCGAGCACUCUUACUAUGUCGAUGUUAAUGGAUACAUGCUGGCCAAGCGCGUGGUGAACCCCCGCCAGGACUACCAUCAAUCAUUCACUCCAAUGUCCAGUGGAGCAUUCUUUGGCGGAAGCAACACAGUCUCGGGCAUCAAGGUUGGCGUGCUCUCGAGGACACCCCUUGGCGUAGCCAGCAAGGAUGAAUCGAUGUUGGAUGUCAUGCUGCACCGUGGCGGCCACAAGUCCAACGAGCGUGUGACAGUCCCCGUAUGGCUGACGAUCUCACAGGGCAAAGACAAGUCAUUGGUGUCCAGCUCAAUGUCCAUCAACUCACCAUUGAUCGCAGGAUACAGUCCACAACAAACCACCAACAACAAUAUGUAUGUAGCAAGCAAGUGUGCUCGCAUGGAGUUGAUCCCAGAACUGAAGUUGCCUGAGAACGUCCACUUGAUCGCCAUGCAACCAUUGGACAUCGACCUGAUCUCGCUUCAAAUGUUUGAGCCAACCGAUACCAAGCGCAAGCACAUUACACACAAGCUGGACAAGUUGUUGCCCAAGUUUGAGAUGAACAAUGAGAGUGCCAUGAUGUGGACUCCACCAUCAGGCGGCAUUGUCUCUUUGUCCGUGCAAGGACUUCACUAUUCUGCCAACAAGGUGGUUGUGCAAGAUGAUACUACAGAGCCCCAGCCAAGCCCCUUCACCCAGCGCGACUUCCAAGAGGGCGACAAGGCAAACCAUGUUCACGUGGGCAUCCAACACAACAAGGGACAUCAGAACACCGCCAUACAGCAUCCACAGACCGAUGAUGUGCCAAUUGAGAGCGAUCCAAUGCAAGCCUUCCAUCAACAAAAGUUGGAGCAAGUCGAUCCCAAGAAUAAGGGCCUAGUUGCAGGCGCUGUACCCGUGGUCGAGACUGGCACCAACGAAGAUGAGCUCAGAGUACAGGACAGACUACACAUCAACAACAAGGGCAACAAGGAUCAACACCAGCAACAAGUCAAGGCUGUUGAUGAGCAGGCUGCCAAGCCAUACUCGGGCAUCGACAAGAAGUUCACCGUGGAUGUCGAUGCCAACAAUGUUGGUCGCAAGCUUGAGAAGAAGUUGGUGGCCAACGCACAAGAAGCCCAAGCUGUUCCAGUCGCCGAAGGUGGUGGCCAACAUCCAGCAUCAAACAACAAUGAUGCUGCUGCCACAAAUGUAAAGUCAUUCAAGGACAACAAUCAAGUGAAGGACACUGUUCGAGUGAUGGUCAAUGAUGUGCCAAUGGAGUUGGAGCAUGUCAAGGACAACAAUCCAGUGAUGGUCAAUGAUCAGAAAGUCAAUGUCAAGGUGGAGGUGGCCGACAAGAACCAACAUGUUGCUGUUGGUGGCGUUGCCAAGACUGUCCAACAACUGCCCGUGGACACCAGCAGCCUCAGACAAAUGGAGCUUGAGUUGGCGGCGACCAAGAAGGAGUUGGAGAUUGCUACAUUGAACGCCAACAGAUUGAAGGAUUUGAACGAUGUGAUCAAACAACAGAUGACAGAGUUGCAGCAUGUACAGGCCAGCAGCAAGAUACAACAGGAUCAGAUGUUGGAGAGGAUGUCUGCGCAGGCAGCCCAGAUGCUCGCCACAAGGCUGAGAGAGCAGGAAGAGACGCUGAACCUUGCACACGCCACAAAGCUCAAGUCUGAGGAGGACAAGCUGAUCCAGGCCACUAAGUCGAUGGAGGAGCAAAAGAAGAAGUCCGAGACCUUCCAGUCACUCUACAACCAGGGCAUGAACACACAGGCCAAGCUCGACAUGAUGGUCAAACUACUUGGCAAAGAGAGCGUGACGCUGAGGGCCAUGCUCAAGGAGGCCGAGCUCAACAACCAGGACACAGGCUUCUUCAGGAGUCUCGAGCAGAAGCUGUUUGGACGCGAACCCAUACCCCUGCAGCAGCAGCUGGUACACGUGGAGAAUGAACUGGCCCAGAGGAUACCGGCCGUGGAGGCCGAGCAGAGAAAGCUCAGGACUCAGGACCGCGACAACCAGUUGGAGAUACUUCGCAUGCAGUUGGAGCAGACAUCGGCAGCCAGGCGUGAUCUGGAGAGUCGCCACGCCGGCCAGAAGACGCUGACCGUCGAGGAGCUACUGCUAAAGACCAAGUACUUCAAGACUGUGGAGCCCGUUCAGCUUGCCAGUCUGUUUGUCGUGUUGGUGUUUGUCUUUGUAGCGUGUAUAUUGUACAGUUCGUGUGUGGCGUGUGCUGCACCGCCACCCAAGAGAAAGUACAAGCAAGCCAACAAACUACUCAACUCACCCGAUGGCGCCAUGACCAGUCCGACCAACCAUGUCUACUCCUCGAUCGAAGAAGAGAAGUUUGACUAA
Acytostelium subglobosum LB1 is the source of this 4590-nucleotide messenger RNA. RefSeq lists its product as hypothetical. Bases 1 to 4590 code for a protein of 1529 amino acids. Gene Ontology annotation, cellular component: Golgi membrane. Lineage: Eukaryota; Evosea; Eumycetozoa; Acytosteliales; Acytosteliaceae. Gene Ontology annotation, biological process: N-glycan processing; mannose metabolic process; protein deglycosylation. The record is from RefSeq and is a predicted model, not a curated record. The transcript has 3 exons. Gene Ontology annotation, molecular function: alpha-mannosidase activity; carbohydrate binding.